Molecule: messenger RNA, 665 nt
Organism: Prionailurus viverrinus (fishing cat)
Lineage: Eukaryota; Metazoa; Chordata; Mammalia; Carnivora; Felidae
Gene: DYNLT5
Product: dynein light chain Tctex-type family member 5
Exons: 5
Coding region: 126-665 (179 amino acids)
Biological process (GO): microtubule-based movement
Cellular component (GO): cytoplasm; cytoplasmic dynein complex
Molecular function (GO): dynein intermediate chain binding
Source: RefSeq, a predicted model, not a curated record
GGGAGACGCGGGCGGCGGCAGCCUCGCCGUGCGCCGCAGGUUCCCGCAGUGGAGGAGAGGGAGGUCCAGGAGGCCCCUGGCGGAGCCGCGGCUCCAGCGCUGCUGUGGGUUGCUUUCCAUAGGCUAUGAUGAUGUCAGACAUUGCUAAAGACAGAAUGGCUCAUUCUGUGAAGAAAAGGGGAAGUAUGUCUUCUCUAAGUGGUCGAGAAUUCUGGCAGAAAGAACUUCACAGGUGCACCAAAAACUCCAUGAGUACUGUGUCUUAUAUGGAUGAACCUAGCCAGCGGGAUGAUGCUUCUCGCCUUACAGUUCAGAUGGAAAACACCUAUCAACUAGGUCCUACCAAACAUUUUCCUGUGGUCAUUGUCAAUCACAUUUUGAAAGAUGUGUUAACUAAGUAUCUACAAGAAGAACAGUAUGAGCCAGAGCUCUGUAGACAGAUGACUAAAACAAUUUCUGAGGUUAUUAAAGCCCAGGUCAAGGACCUGAUGAUUCCACGGUAUAAGCUAAUUGUGAUUGUUCACAUUGGACAACUGAAUAGUCAGAACAUUUUUAUUGGAAGCAGAUGCCUCUGGGAUCCUAAAAGUGAUACCUUUUCAUCUUAUGUUUUCAGAAAUUCUUCUCUCUUUGCACUUGCAAGUGUCUAUGCUGUUUACUUUGAGUGA